AGCUAGCUAGCUAGAGCUGUAUAUAUUCAUAAAUAUAUAUACACACACAAAAGAUGGCUGCUGAAAAUGAGUUCAAGCAUUUGGUUCUUGUCAAGUUUAAGGAAGAUGCUGUGGUGGAAGACAUUCUCAAAGGAAUGGAAAAGCUUGUUUCUGAAAUGAACACUGUCAAGUCCUUUGUCUGGGGAAAAGACACAGAGAGCCAUGAAAUGCUAAGGCAGGGGUUUACGCAUGCUUUCUUGAUGACGUUCGACACCAAAGAGGAUCACAUUGCCUUCUCCACCCAUCCCAAACACCUCGAAUUUUCCGCCUCCUUCUCCGCUGCCAUUGAUAAGGCCGUGCUUCUUGACUUCCCGGCGGUUCUCGUUAAGCCUCCGCCGCCUGCUGCCGCUGUUACUCCUCCUCCCGCGGCGGCGGAUAAUUAAUCAAUCCUCCCCGGCCGGCGGUUGCACUUUACGACCCAUCG
This is a messenger RNA of Cuscuta campestris, 463 nucleotides long. The record is from the annotation of a GenBank genome assembly. Lineage: Eukaryota; Viridiplantae; Streptophyta; Magnoliopsida; Solanales; Convolvulaceae.